AUGAUUUCGGUUUCAACCUUCUUCUGUACGGUGGUGUGCGCGAUGGUAGCUGCCUCAAGGCUCACGGCCGGGGCCGUCGUGCGACAGUACACCUGUGACAACUACUUCCAAUCCUGGUGCCAGCUGCACAACGUUACGAUCCACAUGGAAGCCGACAUCCCGUCGUCGAUGUUUCCCCGGGAGCGCCAGCUCGGUUUCGUCCACGGCACGAUCGGGAACUUCUCGCACGCCUUCAACAACCAGCUGUUCAGGGCGGGCGUCCUGCGGCUGUUUGCCCGCGGCACCCACAUCGAGCACCUCACCAUGCCAAGCACGGUCGAUCAGCUAUACCUGCGCGACAACGGUCUGCGCACGAUCGAGAUCGAUCACCGGACACGCUACACGCUGCGCUAUCUGCGCGUGCAGAUGAACAAACUGCGCACCGUGUUCCGGUUCGAGCACCUGACGCAACUGCUCGAGCUCAAUCUCUGCGACAAUCAGCUCGAGGCCGUCCCGCUCGAUACGUUCGCCACGAUGACCAACCUGCGGCAGCUGAUCCUGUGCGGCAACCACAUCAAAUCGCUGGUCCCGGCACUCCCGCAGCUUACGGUGGUGCAACUGCCCGCCCUAACACACCUCGAUCUCGGCGGGAACUUUAUCACCACGUUACCCCUGCCGCGCUGGCACUUUCCGCUGCUGGUGAACCUGGGCGUGCGGGACAAUCUGCUGACCGCGCUCGAUAGCGGCGCGAUCGUGGCACGCUUCCCGCGGCUUCGCAUCUUCGACGCAUCGGCCAACGCCCUGGACUGUCGGUCGUACCGCGAGGCGCUGCGAAUCUUCGCCAACCGCUCCAUCGUGCAUCUGAUCGAUCGGCGGAUGUGUGACGCCGUGGACGAUGCCGAUGCCGAGGGCACCGAUGACAGCCAAACCACCACCGGAAUCACGCCGCGCAACGACGGUAAUGGCAUCGGCGGACCGCCAUCACCGUCACCGGGGCAGGAAAUUCGACACCUCAAAGAGCGCAUCUUUCUGCAGCAGCGCACCAUUCAGCGGCAGCGGAUGGAAAUCGAACAGCUGCGCGCCAACCUGACGACCCUGAUGGAGCAGUUCGACCUGGUGGCGGGCCCUGCCAGGGCCCUUGAUCCAUUCUAG
Molecule: messenger RNA, 1131 nt
Organism: Anopheles cruzii
Lineage: Eukaryota; Metazoa; Arthropoda; Insecta; Diptera; Culicidae
Exons: 2
Coding region: 1-1131 (376 amino acids)
Cellular component (GO): extracellular matrix
Molecular function (GO): protein binding
Source: RefSeq, a predicted model, not a curated record